Molecule: messenger RNA, 1021 nt
Organism: Durusdinium trenchii
Lineage: Eukaryota; Dinophyceae; Suessiales; Symbiodiniaceae
Source: the annotation of a GenBank genome assembly
GGAAGCGAGACGCAACAGCUUUAGGAAUGCCGCCCAAGCUUCCGGAUGGCACGCAGAUCAGCUUCUGUGCUGAGAAUCCCAAGCGUGCAGGGACCAAGGCGCACGAACGCUAUGAGCGGUACAAGCUGGCUAAAACAGUCGCCGAGGCAAUUGAAUUUGGAGCUUCGCGAAGUGACAUCACUGCAGACAUAAAGAAUGGCUAUUGCACAAAACUGGAACAAAGCAACGGCGAGAAGAGACCUGCAGAUGAAGUGUUGCUUGCACCUCCUGCAAAGCACCAAAGGGUACAACAUGAGGCCAGUGAGGCGGCGACCGUCGGUGAAAAGUCUGCCAGUACUGAGAGCCCUUGCGAAGUGAAGAGCGAAACAAAGAGCGAAGGAAAGAGCGAAGUGAAGAGCGACACUCAAAGUGUCACUCAGAGCGAGAACGUCGAUUUGUCCUUCGUCAAACUCGAUGGCAAACCGAUGAAGUUUGUCAAGAGGACGAUGGGGGAAGCAAGACGACUUCUUAGUCCCGAAGGCCUUGCUGAGGCCCAAAGAUCUGGCUACAACUUUAGCUUGAAGGACAAGGACAAUUUGUCCAAAUGGUUUGUGCAGCUGAAAGACUUGAAUCCUGAUGGGAAGCUGGCGGCUGAUUUGAAGAAACAUGGCUUGGAUGCGUGCAUUGAUUUGGAAAUAAUUUUGCCUGAUGGCUUUCCAAUGGAACCGCCAUUUGCUCGAGUUUUGUACCCUCAACUCCGCGGUGGUUACGUAUUUGAACGUGGUGGAAUAUGUUUCGAACCACUCACGCAGAAGGGCUGGGUCCCUUCUAUGACGCUUCCCGCGCUGGCGAUUGCCAUCAAAGGCAUUUUUGACUAUGGGGAGGUUCGAGUUGGUGGAGUUGGGGACAAAGCAACUCGGACAGUCAUGCACUAUACAGAAGAAGGUGCUCGGAAGGAUGCCUCAGCAAUUUCCGCGGCACAUCGUGGAGGGGAAAGUAGCACUUAUGGCUCAAUUUCUCAUUACAAGAGCUAAAUUCAAAA